AUGGCAACCGAAAAGAAAGAAGUGACAUUAUCGGCCACCGUCGAGGAGCCUAUCGACUUGCUUCGUCUCAGUUUGGACGAGAGAGUAUACGUUAAAAUGAGAAACGAUAGAGAGAUACGCGGACGUCUCAGAGCCUUUGAUCAGCAUUUGAACAUGGUACUAUCAGAGGUCGAAGAAACUAUCACGACACGGGAAGUCGACGAAGACACCUUUGAAGAGAUCUACAGACAAACUAAGCGCGUGGUUCCAAUGCUCUUUGUUCGUGGAGAUUCAGUCAUCCUGGUCUCACCUCCAAUUCGUGCAUCCUAA
Caenorhabditis remanei is the source of this 309-nucleotide messenger RNA. RefSeq lists its product as uncharacterized. The coding region runs from base 1 to 309 and encodes 102 amino acids. Gene Ontology annotation, molecular function: RNA binding. NCBI's taxonomy places the organism in Eukaryota, Metazoa, Nematoda, Chromadorea, Rhabditida, Rhabditidae. Gene Ontology annotation, biological process: P-body assembly; mRNA splicing, via spliceosome. The record is from RefSeq and is a predicted model, not a curated record. Gene Ontology annotation, cellular component: Lsm1-7-Pat1 complex; catalytic step 2 spliceosome; precatalytic spliceosome. The transcript has 3 exons.